AGUGUAGUAGUCCAUGAUUGCCGUUAUAAUCAUGACAAAAAAAUCUAUUUUGUCAUGGUUGUAAUCAUAGAUAAGACCGUGGAUAUUGGAUGAUAAAAAAAAUUAUUACGCUAAACGCUUAGGGCUUAGAUAAUAAACACAAUAUUUUGUAAUUUGUUUUUGUACUUGAGUACUAUAAGUACGACAACUCUGAACUCAUUAGAUUUAACUAAAAUAUUUUAGUGCAGGUCAUCUGUUGUAGGUACGUUUUAUAAUGGCUGAUGUUUUAGACUUAAAUGCUGAAGAGUUUGUGGAAGAAGAUGAUGAGGGAGUUUCUAAGCUUAAAGAAAAAGCUAGAAGAAGAAAAGGACGGGGUUUUGAAGACAAAUCUAAAAGAGACAACAUCAAAGAUGAAGCCAUGGAAUUUGAUUCCGUCGAUCAAGCUGAUGACGAUGGACCUGGACCCCAAAGAUCGGUUGAAGGCUGGAUAUUGUUCAUUUCUUCUUUACACGAAGAAGCCCAAGAAGAUGAUUUGCAUGAUAAAUUUGCUGAGUUUGGAAAAAUUAAAAACUUACAUUUAAAUUUGGACCGUAGAACCGGAUUUUUAAAAGGUUAUGCAUUAGUUGAAUAUGAAUCAUAUAAGGAAGCUUUUCGAGCACGUGAAGGACUGAAUAAUACCGACAUUUUGGGACAGCAAAUUAGUGUAGACUGGUGCUUUGUAAAAGGACCAAAAAGGAUAAAAAAAUCCAGGCGCCGAAUGACUAAUUAUUAAUCAAUUUAAGUAAUACAAUUUCAGAUAUAUGAACAAAUUUACAAUAUAAAUAAGUUAUUUUUUGAUAAUUAACCACUAUAAACAGCAGUUUUUAAGCAAUUAAUAAAGUUAAAGAAAAAAAAUGACAUUUGGUUCCUAAUAUUAUAUUUGUAAAAUUCUAAAGGAAUAAAAACUGAUAAUAGCUGUA
Molecule: messenger RNA, 938 nt
Organism: Acyrthosiphon pisum (pea aphid)
Lineage: Eukaryota; Metazoa; Arthropoda; Insecta; Hemiptera; Aphididae
Product: RNA-binding protein 8A-like
Exons: 5
Coding region: 254-751 (165 amino acids)
Biological process (GO): RNA processing
Cellular component (GO): cytoplasm; nucleus
Molecular function (GO): mRNA binding
Source: RefSeq, marked provisional